Molecule: messenger RNA, 1269 nt
Organism: Anopheles cruzii
Lineage: Eukaryota; Metazoa; Arthropoda; Insecta; Diptera; Culicidae
Exons: 1
Coding region: 148-1179 (343 amino acids)
Source: RefSeq, a predicted model, not a curated record
GCCCCAGAGCGGUCUAGUCAGAGCGCUAUCACGGCCAGCACAGCGUAGUCGAAGCGAAGUGCGAUCUUCAACCAAAGUCGUCGUUUGUGUACACUUUCCGCGGAACACGUUAUUUAGUCGGAACGCGAUCUCCACAACAUCAGCGCAAUGCAAGUGCAGCGGUGGCUCGUGCGCAAUGUUUUGCUUCUCUCCGUCGGUGCGAUGCUGACGGUGCAAGGUUAUCCGGCCGAUCUCGCCCAUCACGGUGGCGCAGGCGGUAGCAGCAGCAGCAGUGGCAGCAGUGCAGGAAGUUCCUCCUUUGGGGCCGGCUUCCCGGCGCUGCCCCAGUUUGCGCCGUUCGGUCCGGGUCUUCAGUCACACCAGCCUCUGGUCGCCGGCGGAGGACACCACGGCCCCGGCUGGAGUCCGGACGUGUUCGGUAAGGCCGGUGGUCAUCCAGUAUUCCCGGUGCACGGUGGUGGGGGCAGUUCCAGCAGCAGCUCGUCCUUCUCGAGCUCGUUCUCGUCCGCGCACGACGGUCACUCCACCAGUGGUUCCAAUGCUCAGUCCCAGUCAAUGAGCCACGGCGCAGGCCACGGCGGUGGUGGCACCGGUAGUAGCGCCGGUAGCAGUGCCGGAUCGCAAUCUACCUCGCACGGUGGGCACGGGCACGGUCUGCACGGGUACGGUGAAACCGGAAGCGUCUCCGGAGCACAGUCGAGCAGCCAAACCCUUCAGCAGCACGGCCACGAUCACCAUCACCACGGUGGUUCGGGAAGUGGCGCCAACGCGCAGUCCCACUCGGUGGGGCAAGAGGAGCACGGACACCACGGACUGGUCGGUGGCAGUGCGGCGGGAGCGGGAGCACAAUCGCAAUCGCACCAAGGUCAUCAUCAUGGCGGUCAUCAGGGGCAGACGGGCAGUUCGGCCGGAGCGCAAUCACACUCGCAACAGGCCGCACCCGCUCACGGCCAUGGUCAUGAUGUGGGGGGCAGCGCGGCUGGCGCACAGGCCCAAUCGCAGUCGACCCAACAUGGCCACGGACUGCCCCAUGGAGUGCACCAGGGCGGCCACUCGCCGGGUCAUCACUCGACCGGACACCACACCGGGGACGGCUACGGAGUCCGAGUCAGCACCAACGAAUCGGAGGAUGGUGCCGUGAAGAAGACCGCAAGCGAAGCCUGGGUGUGGAAGGAUUAAGCGUAGCUCCGAAGCUCAUAUUUAUAUAUUCUCUAUGCAUGACACCGAGCAUGGCUCAAGAACUAAAUAAAUUCAUACAGAGAUACUAUG